AUGAUCGCGCGGUGCCGGGUCAAUUUACUAAAAAAGAUAAAGGACAAAAUACCCUACGGAGUUAAACAAAGCCAACAUUACAAGGAUGCCAAGAAGCAGGAAAGGUUAUCCCUUGAGGCGAACAGAAAGUUAAAAGAAACCCGAGGUAUGCUUCUGGAUGGGAAGAAAAACUUAUUUAUGAGUUUGCGGCAAAAUAGUGACAUUAAUUGGUAUCGGGCGGGUCAAAUAUUGAAGCAUCUGGAGAUUCAUCAGAGAGCCAAACCGGAAAUUACGCCAAAGUUACGUGAGAGAAUUACCAACAUUGCUAAUUUUGUCAAAAGGGGAAGAUAA
Molecule: messenger RNA, 330 nt
Organism: Plasmodium coatneyi
Lineage: Eukaryota; Apicomplexa; Aconoidasida; Haemosporida; Plasmodiidae
Exons: 1
Coding region: 1-330 (109 amino acids)
Source: RefSeq, a predicted model, not a curated record